Paramecium tetraurelia is the source of this 234-nucleotide messenger RNA. RefSeq lists its product as uncharacterized. The transcript is spliced from 3 exons. The record is from RefSeq and is a predicted model, not a curated record. The coding region runs from base 1 to 234 and encodes 77 amino acids. Gene Ontology annotation, biological process: mRNA splicing, via spliceosome. Gene Ontology annotation, molecular function: RNA binding. Gene Ontology annotation, cellular component: Lsm1-7-Pat1 complex; U6 snRNP; U4/U6 x U5 tri-snRNP complex. Lineage: Eukaryota; Ciliophora; Oligohymenophorea; Peniculida; Parameciidae.
AUGACUACUAUUCUUCCAUUAGGUUUAUUGGAUAAGGCAAUAUCAUCAAGAGUAUGGAUUCUAAUGAAAGAUGAUAGAGAAUUCGAAGGGACUUUACGUGGUUUUGAUGAUUUCUUUAAUAUGGUUUUGGAGAAUGUGAUUGAGUUGGAUGGUGGAAAGAAGAAUAAAUUGGAAUCAAUUCUUUUGAAUGGUACUCAAAUAUGUUUGAUUGUUCCUGGAGGGGAAAUAAGUUGA